Prorocentrum cordatum is the source of this 3612-nucleotide messenger RNA. The record is from the annotation of a GenBank genome assembly. NCBI's taxonomy places the organism in Eukaryota, Dinophyceae, Prorocentrales, Prorocentraceae.
AUGCCCGGGAGCAGACGAGCUCUCGGCCGAGGUCGCGGACGCGCAGCGCCGAGGGUUCGCGCGGGCGAGGCCAGGGCGACGACCGCCGAGCCGGCGGCAUGCCGCCGGGCGGGGGCGGCCGCAGUGCUGACGGUGCGCCGCGCGCCAAGGGCGCGGCGGCGCCGCCUCGGAGGAACGGGGACGACCCGGGGCCGCCGCGCCGGAGGAGCGCGGGGCGCGGGGCGCCGUGGCGGAGGACUCCUCCAGAGGCGGCCCCGGAACGCAGGGCUGCUGGCGGCAGGGCCGGGGGCCGCAGGUGAGGGGCGGCCGCGGGUGCCCGAGGUGCUGCUGCAGUCUGGCACGACGUGGCAGCCGGGCUCAGAUUCGUUGUGCAUCUUCUAUAGUAUAAGGCCAGCCAUCCAGCUGUCCGAUUUGGAUUGUCACGCUAUGAUACCUGAGCGGGCGUGGAGGCUCGCUGCAUCGAUGCUGAAGGCUGGCGUGGGCGCCGCUCGUGCGUACCUGCAGCGCGAGCUCGGCGGCCGCCUGAGAGGGGCGGGGCGCCAUCGGCUGAGGCGACCAUCGAUGUUGGCAGCCGCGCUCCCAGAGAAAGCCAUGCACUGGGUAUCCGCUGAAGGCGACGAGGCCGGCGGCCACGUCCACGACCACGCCGCGGCAGACGACAGCGUCAAUGGCGACGGCGAGAAUGAGGCUGGCGACGAGGCCGACGAGGCCGACGAGGCGGCGGCACGGAUCCCUCACCGGCGCGCGCCCGAGGCGCUGCGCGCCGUGGUCGAGGAGGCGGUGCGGGCCACGCUCGCCGCCGCGGCGGACUCGGCCUGCGGCGGCGAGGUGCGCGCGCUGGCCUCCGACGAGGAGACGGCCGCGCUCGUGCAGGAGAAGGUCACGUUGAAGGAGUUCUCCGUCGCCCAGCAGGAGCGCCUGGUGGAGCUGGAGCUCGCGCGGGAGAAGCUGGCGGAGAGCACGGCGGGUCAGAGGUUCUCCCUCUCCAGCCUCACGUCCGCGCUGCAGGUUUCCCUGAGCGACGCCGCCGCCGCGAUGCCACAGACGGGCUCGCAGUACCCAGCGCCGGCGUCGGAGCCGCUGCCGCCCGCGCUCCCCGCGGUGGCGGUGGGCGACCACUGCGAGGUCGUGGGCAAAAAAGGGGCCAUCAUCAGAGCGACAGAAGACCUGGACAGCCCCGAGGUUGCCACGCUGCUGCCCGGCACCCGGGCGCUCGUUCUGGAGCUCGGCAAAGAGGGCAGCCGGCGGGCCCGGGUGCGGUCGUUGGACCCGGUGGCGGGAGUUGCGGCGGGGCCAGCGGCGGGAGAGCAGAGCGGUGGCGCGACAUCGAGCACCGCCUUGCGGCCGCGCGGCGCGGGCGAGCAGACAGUGCGCCUGGCGGAUAUGUCCAGAGACAGGUCGCCGCAGCAGUACUCUCUGCGCUUCGCGAAUGGCUUCGCGGUGAGGCCUGAAGGGUGGAGCAUCGCGCCGAGUGCUGAAACCCAGUGGCUCACGCCCAGGGGGCACCCUCUUCUCGGCAUCGUCCACAGCACGCACCGUGACGUCCGGGUGCUGGGUUCCAACUUGAAUAUCAUCUUCUGCACUCAGUGCGGGGCGUGGUUGCGGGCGUCCGGCAACUUGACCGACCCGCUACAGAAGCUCUGCCCUGGUUCGGCCAAGGCGCCGCCGCCGCUGCUGGCGCUGCCCCCUCCUGCGCCAGGGCCGCCUGCGCCUCAGCCGCUGGCCAAGCCGAAGGCGACGAAGCGCAAGGCCUCGCAAGCGGCCGUGCCGAUGCCGAAGGCGAAGCGCGUGGCCUCGCCAGCCGUGCCGAAGCCGAAGGCUCUGAUGAUUGAGGAUGCGCCGAUGGCCGUGCCGCAGCCGAAGGCUCCGCUGAUGAUUGAGGACGCAGCAGCGGCCGUGCCAAAGCCGAAGGCUCUGCUGAUGAUUGAGGAUGCGGCAGUGGCCGUGCCAGAGCCGAAGGCUCCGUUGAUGAUUCAGGAUGCGCCUGUGAUCGAGCCAAAGGCGGAAGUUGGCGCCAGUGACCAGUCAUCAGUGGCUCCUCUCACGCCGCCUGUCAAGCCGCCCGCGGUCGGGUCGCCCUCGCCGCCCGGUGGAUCGCCCUCGCCCGCCAGCGAGGACCCGUACGGCGGUUGGAUGACCAACGCGAGUGGUGCCAGCAGCUCCACGGCGGCCUCGUCAGUCAAGAAGAGUUUGUUUCAUGACAAGUCUUCGCCCACCCUCAGUGACAUGUACUCGGAGUCGUCCAUGGGUCCUGCGGGUGUUCGCACCUUGGUCCAACGCAUGAAGGCCGUGCUUCCAAACUUGAUCGUCCAGGCCCGCGUGACGUGCGGGCUGCCCGAGCCGCAGCUUGACCUGCGGGACCGGGCCAGGCUGGUGGGCGGCAGCCUCCGCGUGGUGCUGGGCUGGGCCGCCUGGGCCGCCUCGUUCUUCGUCGGGAGGACCGACCUGCCGCGGCGCGAGGGCGCCGCGCCCGUGGGCCUGCUCGUCGAGGGCGACGGGACGGGCCAGGACGGCGGUGCUCAGCGCCGCUUCCGGGCAGUGUGCGCGUGCUACGACGACGACGUGAACCUUCGGAGGCACCACAGGGUGCCCCUCAGGCAGCUCUGCCCUGGCGUCUGGGUGCCGACGACUCCCGAUGGCGAGGUGGAGACGCUGGACCUCAGCAAGCACGAGGUCGGCCCCCUAGGGCGGGCGCCCCCGUUCCCGGCCUGGGUUCAGGGGCAGGUCUGUGCGUUCAACGGUCAGACGAGCGAGGACAUCGAGGCGCUGCGGGAGGAGGCUCGCGGCAUCGCCCUGGUCAUGGGCGUCUUCGCCCCGGCUGGGGCUGCUGGCGGCGUCGUGCCGCGCGGGAUCGUCUCGGACCCAGGCUCGCCCGGGUUCUGGCGCGAGCUGGAAUCCCCCCUCAUCGGCUACCCGGAGCGGCUGAUCAGUCGCGACGCUGGGGGCAGUGCGUUGCUCAGCAAGGAGGAGGGGUGGGUCUCGGUCGAGGACGUCCAGCAGGCCGACGAGGCUCGCGGGGGCCAGGUGGCGCUUGUGGAGGCGAUCGCGAGGAUGAACGCGGUCGACUUUGGCGACUGGCUCCCCUGGGGGUCGAAGGGCUCGCCCGAGCUGCUGGCCGCCGCCCUUGUCACAGGGCUGACCCUCACUUCCUACUGUGGGUACUGGGUCUCGGAGUCACGGGUGUCGCGGUACGCCGCGGUGGCCCAGGAGGUGCGGCACGCGUUGAGCCAGCUGCACCGCGCCGCGACCUACGACCUCGUGGGCCCGUCGAGCCGGGCGUCUCUGGAGCACCUGGGCCGCCGGGUGCUGCAGAUCCAGCGGGCAGGGAAGAGGUGCCCGCGCCACCUGAGCUUCGAGGGCCUCGACCUGGCGCUGAGCUGCCCCUUGGACGAGGUCAGAGGCGUCGUGGCGUCGAAGUUCGACGCGAGCGUGGCCAAGGAGCUGAAGGCGCAGGGCUUCGUACUGGGGCAGGAUUUGGUGUACCGGGAGGAGCAGGUGUCGGAGGCGAAGAAGUGCGAGAGGCAGGGCGACGACAGGGAAAGGGACCCCAGGGCGGACACAAAGGGCAAGGUGAAUCCGAAGCCCGAGGCCGCCGUGAAGGAUCAGGGCUGA